UCCGUUUGUGUUUCAGUUGCUUAGUCGUAGUAGAAACUGCCAGAAACUUGACAGUGAGUAGAUGAGAAUCGCAAAUUAAUGCAGAAUUAAAAAGAUAGGGACGUUUCAUCACCAUUUUCUAACAUUUUGCAAUUACAUUUUGGUCAAACAGACAUCAUGGCAAGUCAGUUUUCCUCUUUAUUUGAAACUUUAGUUAGCUACUGAAAAAACGAUCCGCUUUAGCAUGCUGUCCUUAGUAUGGAGUGACUGACAACAGGGAAGUAGUGUCUCCCAACUGUUAAAGCAAAGAGAAGUUUUAUUUAUAGACACGUAUAUUUUGUAGCUAUAAAUGCCACAAACUAAUUAAAACAACUUGGUGUGUUUCGGUUUUAAUUGACAAGUGCGAAGGAAGAAACAGUGGACAGUUAGCAGUGCCGCCUGGUGUUCAGUUCAAGGUCCAGGUCAGAUAAACAAAAACGUUACGUCAGUUAACGGCACACCAGACUGGGAUCAAAAUGUCCGAGUCUGAUGGUGACACUCGCACUAAAACGUUAAAUUUUAACAUUGGAGUGCUCGGACAUGUCGACAGUGGGAAGACGUCGCUGGCCAGGGCGCUGAGCAGCACCGCAUCCACGGCCGCCUUCGACAAGAACCCGCAGUCCCGUGAGAGGGGCAUCACGCUGGACCUCGGCUUCUCCUCCUUCACGGUGGAUCUACCUGAGCACCUGCGGGGUGGGCAGCUGCAGUAUGACAACCUGCAGUUCACCCUGGUGGACUGUCCGGGACACGCCUCUCUGAUCCGAACUAUCAUUGGGGGUGCUCAAAUCAUUGACCUGAUGAUGCUGGUGGUGGAUGUGGUCAAGGGGGUGCAGACUCAGACUGCAGAGUGUCUGCUGAUAGGAGAGCUGACCUGCCCUCGCAUGGUGGUCGUCCUGAACAAGGUUGACCUCCUGCCACCCAACAAGAGACAGAGUGCCAUCGAGAAGAUGACCAAGAGACUGCACAAAACACUGGAGAGCACCAGAUUUAAGGAAUGUCCAGUGAUUGCUGUGGCAGCGAAGCCAGGGGGCCCGGAGGCUCCUAACACAGAGGAGCCACAGGGAGUGCCAGAGUUAAUAGAGCUUUUGAAGAAACAGACAUACCUCCCUCAGAGAGACCCAGGAGGUGACCUUCUGAUGGCUGUGGACCAUUGCUUCUCCAUCCGUGGUCAGGGAACAGUCAUGACCGGCACCAUCCUGCAGGGGUCGCUGGCCAUUAACGACACUGUGGAAAUCCCAGCUCUAAAGGUGACCAAGAAGAUAAAAUCCGUGCAGAUGUUUCGGAAGCCAGUGUCAGGGGCCAUGCAGGGGGAUCGUGUGGGCGUGUGUGUGACACAGUUUGACCCUAAACUGUUAGAGCGGGGUGUGGUGUGCACCCCAGGGUCCCUGCGCACGCUCUAUGCAGCUGUCAUCUCCGUCAGGAAGAUAGGCUACUUCAAGGGCUCUCUUGCAACCCGUGCCAAGUUCCACAUCACUGUGGGUCAUGAGACUGUCAUGGCGAGGGUGACCUUUUUUGGCUUGCCACCUGCUGGUGCCUCCGAGCCUCCCUCUGACACUAGACCAUCUCCAUCACUGCCCUGCUCCCUGGAAACACCCUUCACCUUCGACAGGGAGUACUUCUACCAAGAUGAGUAUGUCACAGGUCAGGGAGAGACAAGUUCAGGACCUGAACCGGAGCAAUGGGCCCUGUUGGAGUUUGAGCGGCCUGUCACGUGUCCCUCACUCUGCCUUGUGAUUGGCUCCAAGCUGGACACAGACAUCCACGCCAAUGCAUGCCGGUUAGCUUUCCAAGGCCGUCUGUUACAGGGGUUUGAAGAUAAAAGCUUUGCUGAGACUGCCCUGCCUCGCCUGCGCAUCUACAAGACCAAACACAAAGAGGGACAGGUGGAGAGGGUUAGUGAUGAUUACACUGUGAUUGGCCGCAACCUGUUCAAGAAGGAGACCAACCUCCAGCUCUUUGUGGGGUUGAAGGUCACGCUGUCGACAGGCGAUAGUGGCAUUAUCGAGGGUGGCUUUGGACAGAGCGGGAAGUUCAAGAUUCGGAUACAAGAGGGUCUUUGCCCAGAAACCAAGCAGUUAUUAUCCUCCACCUCAAAGAAGAAAGGGAAGGGUGGAGGUAAAGGUGGACCAGCAAACGAAGAGGAGCCCAAAGCAGACUCUCAGCCCGUUAGCAUUGACUUGCAUUUUAAACGGUACGUCUUUGAUCCCCAUAAAAAGAUGGUUCAGUCUUGACCUCUGUUGCACACACUUUCAGCUUGACACUAUGUCAAAGGUCAUGCUGAAGACAGGGAGAGACGGCUUCAGAGGUCAUGUAGAGGUGAGGGGAAUACCAGCCUCUCAGGGAUGUGAUAACUUUGUUCUAUCAGCCUCUUUCUCUGGGGUUGGAGACAGCCUGUUGAAAUGCAAUGAUUGUGGAAUGCUGAACGCAUGUGAAACAGUGAUUGUUUUUAUCUCCCUUUAUGGAGAUGGACUUAAUCCAGUUUGCUUCACCACAAGGGUGGAAGCUGCUUUUCUGUUCCUGAUGCAUUUGAUUUGUCUUUAAAAAUCAGUACUUUUUUUCUUCUGUGUUGAUAAUGUCUGAAUCAAUUCAUUUGAUUAGCACUAAACUCUUUUUCUGGAAGCUUUCAAUUCAUCUGAGCCUAAUUUGCCAUAAACACAUUGACUAGCAUUAUACAAAUAGUGAACUCACAGACUUCCAUAGCUUUAUUCAAAUCUCUGUACUCACUGUCCGUGUCCUGCUCUUCAGCUGGGAUAAAGGUAAUGUUUUAUUUCAUCAUAUAUCAUUAUUUUUUCUUUUGAUUUCAUUUUCUUUUAUGGCAUUUUGUAGAGCUGCAAUUUAGCCCUGAAUAGCCAUUAUAUCAGAGGUUGCCUGAAAUACUAAUCCUUGACAAAUAAAGACAAAGCUAUGCUGAGACUCCA
Messenger RNA from Seriola aureovittata, 2936 nucleotides. It is a transcript of the gene eefsec, whose product is annotated as eukaryotic elongation factor, selenocysteine-tRNA-specific. NCBI's taxonomy places the organism in Eukaryota, Metazoa, Chordata, Actinopteri, Carangiformes, Carangidae. The transcript has 7 exons. Gene Ontology annotation, molecular function: GTPase activity; GTP binding; translation elongation factor activity. Gene Ontology annotation, biological process: selenocysteine incorporation. The coding region runs from base 495 to 2249 and encodes 584 amino acids. The record is from RefSeq and is a predicted model, not a curated record.